This is a messenger RNA of Cyprinodon variegatus (sheepshead minnow), 3416 nucleotides long. RefSeq names its product cytochrome P450 26A1-like. Gene Ontology annotation, molecular function: iron ion binding; heme binding; oxidoreductase activity, acting on paired donors, with incorporation or reduction of molecular oxygen. Gene Ontology annotation, biological process: sterol metabolic process. NCBI's taxonomy places the organism in Eukaryota, Metazoa, Chordata, Actinopteri, Cyprinodontiformes, Cyprinodontidae. The record is from RefSeq and is a predicted model, not a curated record. The transcript is spliced from 11 exons. The annotation marks the transcript as partial.
UUGCGUUCAAACUUGAUAAAGGCGGAUUCAUUUCGGUCCUGGAUGUCUAAACUACCAGGAAAUGCAGGUGCCUCGCUGCUCGGGGACAAGUCCUUGGACUUCUACCGGGACCCGGUGAUCUUUUGUCAGCAGCUGAUUGAAAAAUACCACAGCCGUGUGUUCCUCUGCCGCUUGCUGAACAGACCGACUGUGUUUAUCUGCUCUGUGGAGGGGAUGCGAGAGCUGCUCUGUGAGAAAUCCACCAUAUUUCUAAAGGACCCCACGGAUUUAAUGACAAACAUUUAUGGAGACACUGUGGUCACCACUAACGGUGAGGAGGCUUGCCUCCUCCGUCUGUCUCUCAACAGCCUGUUUUCAGGAACUAGUUUGAAAUCCUCAGCGGACUACAUCUCCAGUGUUUGUGAACGUUCCUUAAAGGACCUCUCCAUCAGUGGGCAGCCACAGUGUAUUUACUCCGUCUUUAAGCGACUGGGGACGGAGUUGGUGUUGGGUCUUUUCCUAAACGUACGAGUCGAGGAGCAGCCUGAAGUUUUCCAGGAAAUCAUGCAGCUCUGCACAGAACACUGGCAUGGUUUGAUCUCAGCUCCAGUAAAAGUGAAGGUUCCUCUGUGGACGUCUGGUUUUGCCAAGGCUCUGGACGCCAGGAGCAAACUGAUGGAAAUCAUCAAAGACAAAUUAGAAAAUGAUAAGCAGGGGUUUGUCGGCUCCCUGGCUUCUUUACCGUUUCCCAAUUCUGGUUCCGCUGCCCAACAUCUCCUCCUGUUCAUCUCAGCACUAAUUCCCAAAGCUCUUGCAUCGCUGCUCACCUCCUUCACUCUGGCUCUUGGAGGACCUGAGCAGAGGGAUUCCCGACGAGAAGCCCUCCAUGACCCUGAUCACCUUCAAAGAAUCCUCCUGGAGGUGCAGAGGUUAUGGCCGCCCUUCAUUGGUGGACGGAGAAUAGCAGAAAAGGAUUCCACCCUUUCAGACUUCUGUGUUCCUAAAGAUUAUGGUGCAGUUUAUAUCAGCUACUUCAUCCACCGUGACCCAGAGGUUUUCCAGCAACCUGACAGCUUCCUGCCGGAAAGAUGGAGUGGAAGGAAUGCAGGCCAAGAGCAUUUGCUGUGUUCAUUUGGCAAUGGAACCAGAAGCUGCAUUGGUUCUAAUCUUACUGAUAUCUUCCUCAAGGAAGCUUGCAGAUACCUCUUAAAGAACUACGACUGGUAUUUGGACCCUACAUCACAGGAUCUUGAUUACAAAUGGCUGCCUGUGUCCCGUCCCACCAACCUGCCCAGCCUGUCCUUCACCCGCUUGGAUCAGACCAUAUCAGACUGAGAUGCCACCAGGGAGAUGCAGCCUCUGGCUGUAAACCAUGUAUGUCUAACACACAAGCAGAAUCUCUGAAGAUUCAAGGAGGGAAGCCUGCAAACUGCAAGGCUUUCCCCCCUCUGUGCAUAACCCUGUAAUCAUGCCAGGAAAAGCCAUGGGGGCGCUGGUUUCACUUUAUCUGUUCCACUGCCAGAUAUUCUGCAGCUUUCCUUGAUUGCUCUGCAAAGAAACGCAGGACAGAUGAGUCAUUCUUCUCUUACUGAAUCUGAAACAGGGACUUAAAAAUGUUAUAGUAUUUCUUUAUUGUUUAAAAUUUCAUAGGAUUGAAAAACAGAUUUACAUGAAAUUCUUAUUUUCAAAACGUCGUUGUGACUCAUUUCCAGCUCAGUUUGCAAUAAGUCUUGAUUUUUCAGUGUGGAGGAGUGCGUGUCUGAAAUAGAAACUGUUGCAUUAGUAUUCAUGUCACUUCAUUCCAGAGGAUCACACGUCACGUGCACACAUGGGAACAUGGGUAAACCCUCAGAUUCCAUCACUGACUGCAAACCUGUACCCCCAUCCUACCCCCACCCCACCUAGCAACCAUUACUGCUUAGCAACAGUUCGUCAUACCGACCCUUUCUUACCUCCUUUUAGUUUGCAUAGCUUACACAAACAUAAACACUCACACUAUUCUUCAUUUUUCACAUUUUAAACGGCUUACAUGCAAAAUCCUCUAAAAUGUAAGAAGAUUUCUUGUUUUUUUUGUGCUUUUAAGCUAAUUUGAAAUACUUGAGAUCAAACUAACUUAAGUAUAACACAAAUAUAACCGUCUACACGGAAUGUUUUAGCAUAGGGUCUUUGGGUCAUCCAAAUGAGUGUUUGUGAUUAAAUUUUUUGAAGUCUGCAGAGGUUUUGGUUUAGAAAAACAUCAUUAGAGGCCAUUUUUGCCCUACAUUUUUAAAUUCUUAAUUCAUGAACACUGACCUUGACUGAGGCAUGAAAAACCUCCAGAACUUCACAUGUAGGUCUGUUUUUUAUUGACUUCCUGGAUGAGUCAUUUAUCUACCCUUGGAGUGUUUUUAGCGAGCUGGCUAAUUCCAGAAAUGUUUGCUUCUCCUCCAUGUUUUCUUCAUUUACUGGUCCAACUGUUGUCUGUUAGAGUUUAAUCUGUUUUAUUCAUUUCUCUAGAAAUGUCCUUUUAAACUGGUUCUAUUUAAACUGACUAAGAUGUUACUAAACUCCAUCCAUAAAAACUAAUUUACCAUCCAACACCUUUGGAAAGACGUCCUACUGAGUACCCUCGUUUUUAUUUUCAUUUUUUCCCUCCAGUGACACUGACUUUCAUGUAAACCUGGAAAGUUUUUCCUUAUUUAUAGUCCAGUACCUGACCACUUUCAGAUUAUGUUUGAUAGUACCUGGCCGCUUCACACUUAGAUGACAUUUUUUGCCUAAACAAGCUACAACUUAAGGGAUGAAUCAAUAUUGUUUCAGAAAUUUUUACGCACUUUGUACGCACAGCUGCUCACAAAAUACAUUUAUGAUUAAUUUAAAUCUUAUUUAAAAGUCCAUCCCAGUUUAACAAAGAACCUUUGAUAUGCAAAGUUUUCAUAUUAAAGUGAUUUUUUUCUUGUUUAUGGCUAGUUGUUUAACUGAGGUGUUAAUAUCAACGUAUUAUUCUAAAUGUGAAAAAGAGGAGAUCAUGCUGUUUAAAAUCAGAUCUAUAUGUUUCUCAUAAGUCAGAAAUUGUCUAAAAUAAGAUAGCUACUCACCUGAAACUAUCUAAUCUAUAUCUGAUGCAACAAGUAAGUUUUAAAAUCACCAUGAACAAUAAGGAAAAUCAAAAAUUGGUUACAUUUUUACAUUAAUGUGGAAAUACUGUCGUCUUCUGGUCACCAGGUCUUCUUUACAAAGACAUACUGUUUUAAUUCUCAGAUGUUUGUUUCUAGUUGUUUUUUUUUCUAUGAUUGUUUCCAUAUUAGUUCAAUUCUGUGUUUGAAGGUUUAUUAUUAUUUUAUGUUUUUUUUUGGAUGUUUAGAUUUCUUUUCAGUUCUAGUGUGUAUUUUUGUCAGUUAUUAAUGUUUCAUGAAUGCUCUAAAAUAUUGUUUGACAGAAUAUCUUGUUCUUAGAAU